Messenger RNA from Sorghum bicolor (sorghum), 588 nucleotides. Its product is annotated as GTP-binding protein SAR1A. Gene Ontology annotation, biological process: intracellular protein transport; endoplasmic reticulum to Golgi vesicle-mediated transport; vesicle organization. The record is from RefSeq and is a predicted model, not a curated record. Bases 1 to 588 code for a protein of 195 amino acids. Gene Ontology annotation, molecular function: GTPase activity; GTP binding. The transcript is spliced from 2 exons. Lineage: Eukaryota; Viridiplantae; Streptophyta; Magnoliopsida; Poales; Poaceae. Gene Ontology annotation, cellular component: COPII vesicle coat; endoplasmic reticulum exit site.
AUGUCGUGGUUUCUUGUGGAUUGGCUCUUCGACGUGCUGGCUUCCCUGGGGCUCUGGCAGAAGGAGGCCAAGAUCCUCUUCCUCGGCCUCGACAACUCCGGCAAGACCACCCUGCUGCACAUGCUCAAGGACGAGAGACUGAGCCAGCACGCGCCGACGCAGCACCCGACGUCGGAGGAGCUGAGCAUAGGGCGGAUCAACUUCAAGGCCUUCGACCUCGGCGGCCACCGGAUCGCGCGCCGCGUAUGGAAGGACUACUACGCCAAGGUCGACGCGGUGGUCUACAUGGUGGACGCCGCCGACGGCGACCGCUUCGCCGAGUCCAGGGCGGAGCUGGGCGCGCUCCUGUCCGACGACGCGCUGGCGGGCGUGCCUUUCCUCGUGCUGGGGAAUAAGAUCGACAUCCCGCAGGCGGCGCCCGAGCGCGAUCUGGCCUACUACCUCGGCCUGACCGGAUGCACCACCGGCAAGGGCGCCGUCGAUCUCGCCGGCACCGGCGUGCGGCCCGUCGAGGUCUUCAUGUGCAGCGUCGUCCGCAAGAUGGGAUAUGGCGAGGGGUUCAAGUGGAUGUCGCAGUACAUCAAGUAA